Molecule: messenger RNA, 912 nt
Organism: Ilyonectria robusta
Lineage: Eukaryota; Fungi; Ascomycota; Sordariomycetes; Hypocreales; Nectriaceae
Product: transcriptional regulator-domain-containing protein
Exons: 3
Coding region: 1-912 (303 amino acids)
Cellular component (GO): mitochondrion
Source: RefSeq, a predicted model, not a curated record
AUGUCUGCCCGCCAAGCAUUGCAUCCGCUUCGAGCAAAGCCCAGCUCUCUCGUUGUUGGCCCGCGAGCAUCGUCGAAUAUCUGCCGACAAUGUCAUCGAUCAUUCACGACAACACCGGCCCCAUGGGCGGGCCACAACAAGUGGUCCAAGACGAAACACAUCAAAGCAGUCACUGACAAGAAGAAGAUGAGCGAGCGGCAAAUUUUUACAAAGACUAUUGCCAUGUACUCAAGAAUGUAUGGUGACAACUUGAACUUCAACCCCCAAUUGGCGAACGCAAUUACUGCAGCGAGCAAAGCAAGCAUUCCGAAGCACCUGAUCGAGGCCGCCGUUGCACGAGGUCAAGGCCGUUCCACCACUGGCGCCCAACUGGAGUCCAUGUCACUUGAAGUCCUCAUGCCACCGGACAUCGCCCUGAUCGUUGAUGCCGAGACCGACAACAAGACCCGCACUUUACAUGACCUCCGACUUGUGGUGAAGAAGGCCGGCGGUGUCGUCGGAUCAACAGCAUUUUACUUUACGAGACGUGGUCGGGCCGUAUUCAAGGCAAAGGAGGGCGGCCCUACGCUUUCCGAAAUCCUGGACGAGGCAAUUGAGCAUGAUGGCAUGGAAGAUGUUGAAGAGCUCCCAGACGGCAACUUCCUGGCAUGGACCCAGCCCAACACAGUGAUGGCCAUCACUGAGGCUCUGUCCCAGAAGUUCGAGCUCGAGGUUCUCGAUUCAGAGAUUGUUUGGGCCCCAAACGAAGACACCAAGGUCAACAUCGAUUCUCCCCCCAUGGCCGAAACGCUCGAUGGUCUUUUCUCUGGAUUGAAAGAGUACCCAGAGGUCAAGGCGAUUUACGCCAACGUGCGCAGAGGAUCGGUCGAGGAGGAAGAGUGGGACAAGGUAGAAAGGAACCUAGAUGUAUAA